Messenger RNA from Meloidogyne enterolobii, 1845 nucleotides. NCBI's taxonomy places the organism in Eukaryota, Metazoa, Nematoda, Chromadorea, Rhabditida, Meloidogynidae. The record is from the annotation of a GenBank genome assembly.
AUGAAUGACACUCUCUUUUCAAUUAAAACUUUCAAUUAUGUUAUCUCAAAACCUGGCUUUCAACAAACAAUAUCUUAUGAUUUUCAAAUUCCAUUGGCUGAAAAUUCGCUAGGAUCUGAUUUCUUUGGACAUUUAUUUGCAAAACAGAAAGUCCCUUUAUUUGCAUUCGAAAAUGCUUUGAAUAAUUUUGUAUAUGAUGAGACAAAUAAAUAUACUUCUUUAAUUGCUGAUGAAUUAUUAAAAGAAAAAUUGGCUCAAUUUGGGGAUGAUUCUUCAAAAUUGGCUUUAGAAUUAAAUAAUGAUAAAUUGGAUGGACAACAUUCAAUUGGAUUAUUUUCCAAAGGAGAACUUUCUUUUGAGGAACAAUUUCAAAAACUAAUAAAUAAAUGUUCUACGCAUCAAUUAGCUAAUUUAAUUAAAGAAGAGACUGAAAUGACAAAUGAUGUUCGUUCAAUUGUACAUGCUAGAGAUUUUGAAUUAAAUCGUCUUGAAAAAGCUUGCGAGGCAAGUCUAGCAGCUACUUCUACUCCAGAUUCUGAUAAAUUUGAUGAAUAUUCUCGUGAACUGUCACAGCUUAACGCGGAAAUUCGUCGAGUAGGCGCUGAUUUUUCAUGCCGAAUGGAAGAACUUCGUCAAUAUCAAAGAGAAAAAUAUCGUUCAUUAGUUAAAAAUUUGAGUCAAAAUGUUGAAAAUUCUCUCCUUUCAACUAAACGUCAAAUUCCAGAAAAGAAAAUGUCAACACCUGAACAACACAGUUCUUCACUUAAUUAUUCUCCUAGUUGUGGAUUUCAACAACAAUUUACUAAUAAAAAUUUAAUAUCUUUAAAAAAGUCAAUAUCGUGUGAAGAAAAAAUUUCCCAACUUUGUCUUUGUGAAAAGGGUAAUAAAUCAUCUUUUGUUGGACGUCAAUCAGAAAGUUUUUCAAUAUAUAUAGGUUCUCAACUCAAAACUCGGCAUAAUGUUCGUCUUUUAACUUGUAAUUGUUUAUCUGAUUUGUGUCUUUCACAAACUUUUGAAGAUUUUUCUCAUCGAGAAGAAUUAUUAGGCUCUAAACGUCUUCAUCUUUUAAUGAAUUUAUAUGGAAGGGAACUUUCUGCAACAGUCUUAAUUGUUGGAAGAGAUCCUUUAUGGCAUAUUAAACAAAAAACAGAAUUUGCAAAACUUUGUGAACAAUCAGCAGAAUUACAUUUUGAUUCUCUUGAAGCACAAUUAAAGGCUAUUGAAGAACAUGUUAGAUCAUCAAAUCGAAGUCGGCGUUUAGCUAAAAAUUUAAUAGGAUAUACUUCUCCAUUCUUUCCCUAUUUUUCUUCAUCCCAACAAGAUUUUGAGGAUGAUAAUGAAGAUGAAGGCAUUUUAAAAAUUGGAGAUGUUUAUUUAACAAAACAUUCAAAUCUUUCUUCUGUUCAAAUUAUUUUUCAUUUAGUUGGAGAUGAUAAAUUAGAAAAAGAAGAAAUAUCUUCAAGACAUCCUUGUGUUGCUGGUCUUCAUAAUAUUGUUAGAUUAUCUUCUCGUUUUGCAAUUAGAAAUAUUUCUUUACCUCUUUUAUUGGUUGAUCAAUUUAAUGACGAGUUUUUGUCAUCAGAAAAUAUUAAUAUAAAUAUUUGGUGUCAAUCUCGUGCAGAACUUGUUUUUAAAUGUUUAAAAGGGUUUUUGAUGGAAGUUUGUUCAAGCGGAUCAAGUUGUUCUUUAGCUGGAGGUGCUAAUUCUGGACCUAUCCAAUCUUUACAUUUUAAUAUUAAUUUUGCCAUAACUUUUUCUAAAUUACUUCCAGAUUCUUUCUUAUUUCAACAAUUGACUGAUUUAUUUACUUCUAUUUAUUAUUUAGUUCCUUCUUUAAAUGCUUAA